CUUCUGGUACUUCUUAUUGCAUUUUGACUGUAAUUGUUUCAGCUUCGUGGUUCACUUUUUGACAAGACAUAUUUUUCCACAAUGGAGCAUUUCAAAAAGCGAUACUUUCUCGUUCUGGUUGGAAUUUUGGCGGUUGUGACAGGAACCGCGCCGGAUAUGCAUGCAUACCCACAGUUUGACGGCAGACAGAUGACCAAGCUAGAAUGCACCAAUCGCCCAAGGAACAGAUGCUUUGAUGACGGCACCUGCUUAUAUGGAAGCAUUUUGCAGCAGAUUGUUAGAAAAGUUGAACAGACGGUGGUCUUUUUGGAGUGUCAAAAUAACGCCAGUGUCCAAGAGUUUCUGGAUACAGCCAGCAAUAUAGCUGCAAAUAGUCCUAACCGAGCAGUCGUGCUUCACCUAACUGGCAAGAUCACCAACCAGACGUUUGCGAAUAUCGUGGAUCCGAUAAGAAACCAGGUUACCGAAUUGAUCUUUGACGAUAGUGAAAGUCGGCGCGAAAAACAUGCCACGUCCAAGAUCGGUGCUCUGCCGUUAAUGUAUCUGCUGUACUUGAAGUUCGCGAACGCUCGUGAUCUCGUAAUCCAAAAGCGGGACUUCCUGAACUUUGCUUAUUUGCGGCGGCUGGAGUUUUAUUUGUCGUUAAUCGCAUCCGUCGAGCGCGACACGUUCACCAGCCUGCCCCUUCUGCGCUCGUUUCAGCUGGAGAGCGGCAUGGAAGACCGUCUUGGAUACCCUUCAGACGAAGUGAUUAUUACUACGGAAAGCCUGGCAUGUCGCGAUCCAGACUCAUUCUACCUUAACCCCUUGCGCUGCAACUGUACCUAUGUCUGGUUGCGAAACUGGCUGAAGGCCAAUCCCCAUCUGCUCAAGGAACGGGCCGAAGGAGAACUGUAUAUCAUCGGCAACCACCUCAGUGCGAAGGCCAGAAAGCAGCCCGUUAUUCUAGCUGCUAUCGGUUGCUCAUAAGUCAUAGUGUCCCCGCUCUGGCGUUUGCGAUUUGGUUUUUACUUGUUUUAAUGCUUACUGGCUACUGCUAUCACUUUCUGCAUAACUAUUAGCUAUUUAUGUUUCUGCACGGUAUGACUCACAAUUUAGCCGGUGACUUACUUAUUUCUUGUCCCGCAUCGUGUACUACGCGCAUGCAGUGAGACAAGUAAACAGUAGUUAGUGUUUAGCAUAACUGCUUUAGUGCGAUGUGUUGAUUGGCACAAGUUAAUCUAUUGUUCCACAUUCAUGAUAUUAUACACUUAUUAUACACUUGAUACACACUUGAUUCGAUGAGAUGAUCGUGUUUCCAUGUGCAGAAAUAAUGGGCAGAUUGCGCCUAGGCACUC
Paramacrobiotus metropolitanus is the source of this 1337-nucleotide messenger RNA. RefSeq lists its product as uncharacterized. The coding region runs from base 82 to 969 and encodes 295 amino acids. The transcript has 3 exons. NCBI's taxonomy places the organism in Eukaryota, Metazoa, Tardigrada, Eutardigrada, Parachela, Macrobiotidae. The record is from RefSeq and is a predicted model, not a curated record.